AUGGACCAGAGCGAUUUUAUCAUGACUAACCGAUUUAACAAUCCAGACAUGAUGUUUUAUGAAGAUCGACUACACACGUUUGAACAUUGGUCCAAACAAAUUAGACCCAGUAAAGAAGCAUUGACUAAAGCCGGGUUUUACUAUACUGGCACUGCGGACAAAGUGAUUUGUUUUGCUUGUGGUGUGAAUCUGGCGUCAUGGGAACCCACGGACGAACCUUGGAGGGAACACGAAAAAUGGUCACCAGCUUGCAUCUACUUGAAAAUGACUGGUUACGAUAAACUACCAACGGAUGUCCAAGAUAAACCCUGGUUUAAUUCCAACAGCGUUACUGGAGCCAAUUUGUUUCUUGGACGUCGCUGA
This is a messenger RNA of Ruditapes philippinarum (Manila clam), 363 nucleotides long. Its product is annotated as E3 ubiquitin-protein ligase XIAP-like. Lineage: Eukaryota; Metazoa; Mollusca; Bivalvia; Venerida; Veneridae. The record is from RefSeq and is a predicted model, not a curated record. The coding region runs from base 1 to 363 and encodes 120 amino acids. Gene Ontology annotation, cellular component: cytoplasm; nucleus. The transcript has a single exon.